This is a messenger RNA of Triticum dicoccoides, 5003 nucleotides long. RefSeq lists its product as uncharacterized. Lineage: Eukaryota; Viridiplantae; Streptophyta; Magnoliopsida; Poales; Poaceae. The record is from RefSeq and is a predicted model, not a curated record. Bases 263 to 4675 code for a protein of 1470 amino acids. Gene Ontology annotation, biological process: defense response to other organism. The transcript has a single exon.
ACAUUAGUGCGUGGCCCGAGAGAAUAUCAGACCAUCUCUAGUGGGGUGAAAAGGUGAUUCUCAUUCGUUGUAGAGCUCUUGGAACCCGUUCGGUUCGUGCACUGGAACCCAGCGAUUACAGAGGCACACGCCCUUUUCCCACUCAUACUUCCUCCUCCGUCUCUGAAGAAUGUGUGCGUCCUCGCCACCACCCAGCUCAGCUAGCCUCCACCAGUUCAACUAGAAACCACCCAACCGGCCGGCGCAAGGAGAGGAAGGAGCCAUGGCCGAGCUCGCGACGGGCGCCGUGAGCUCGCUGCUGGUCGUCAUCCGCAGCGAGGCGCUGCUGCUGCGCGGCGUCCGGGACGACGUGCAGUUCAUCAAGGAGGAGAUGGAGAGCAUGAAGAGCUUUCUGGCGCACCUGGCCAGGUGGGCGCCCCCCGGCGGCGAGCACGACGAGCAGGUGCGCACCUGGAUGAACCAGGUGCGGCUGCUCGCCCAGGACUGCAACAACUCCAUCGGCCUCUACCUCUACAGGGGGAACCCUGAUAUCCACCGCGCCAGAGGAGGGCUGCGAGGCUACCUCUGGUGGGCGACCUGGUUCUUCCACAAGUUGGCCGCACAGCACCGCGCGGCCGAGGAGCUGCGCUUGCUCAAGGAGCGGGCGCGCGACGUCGGCGAGCGGCGGUUGAGGUAUGGCGUCGAGGUCCUGGACAAGUCAGGGAAGGGGCAAUUGGCUCCGACAGCAUCAUCAUCGUCGUGGGCUGCUGCAGCAGGUGGCCAUGCGGCCGGGGACAAAGAAGGAGAAGAAGAAGAAGACGGUGACGGUCAACUCGUGGUGGGAAUGGCAACUGGUGGCCAUUCUGGUCCAAGAGCCUUCACUAAGCCUCACACUCUGGACGACUACGUCAAGGCAAAGCUAUGGGAGUGGAUGAAUGGAGCUCCUGGAAAUGCCGGCGAAAGUUUGUCCAUGGUCGUAGCGGCAGCCUACACGUAUCAGGACCUCCUCGCUCUUGUACAAGAAAUCUGGGUUUUGAGUCAAAACCCAGAGGCCUCCCCCUACCAUCGCAUUGUGGUGGUUGACAUCCCAGCCGUGCACCACGAUUUUAUGCCGCUACGGCCCAUGGAGGUUCUCUUCUACAUUCUGCGGGAGCUCAAGCUUGCCAAAUCCAACCCCCAGGAGCAAGGCACAGAAGGCCAAGAGGAUCUUGACUCUUGGAAAGUUUACAUGAGAAAAUGGCAAAUUUACCGUGAAAAGAAGAGUGCUCUUCUUGAUAUCAAGGUGACUAUUGAAGAGAUGGAGAUUGAUGAAAAGCUUGACAAAAUCAAAAGUGGUAUUCAUGGUCAACUAGCAAAGGGCGACGGACAACCCAAGGGUGACAAGCUGCUGGGUAAUUUUGACCAGUUGGACCUAAACGAACUACUUCAGUUGGUGCUCCAGACAGCGUCUCAACAAGAUCAAAACGGGAAGAAUAAAGACAUGCAUAUAUUACCAGCGUGGGACAAAAAGAACAUCAUCGUCAAGAAGCUUAAGGAGCAUAUGGAAGCAAAGGAAAAUGACAAGAAGCUUGAAGAGGAAGAAGCUGCCAAGCAUAUGGGGGUGGAAGAAGGAGAAGAAGCCAUGGCCAAGCAUAUGGAAGAGGGGGGAGGAGAAGUAACCAUGCAUAGGGAGGAGGAAGGAGGAGCCAAGCAUAUGGGGGAAGGAGAAAAAGCCGCGGGAGCUGCAGCAAGGCAAACACGCAAACAUAUGGAGGAGGGGGAAGGAGGAGAAGUAACAUGCAAACAUAUGGAGGAGGGGGAAGGAGAAAUAGCCAUACAUAUGGAGGAUGGGGGAGGAAAAGUAACCACUGAUAAGGAGGAGGAGGAAGGAAAGGAAGAUGAAGAAGAAGAAGAAGAAGAAGAUGAUGAUGAUGAUGAUGAUGACGACGACGAUGACGACGAAGAAGAAGAUGAUGACGACGACGAUGAAGAGGAAGAGACGACAUGGAUUCAGCUCCAUAAGGCACAAUAUGCACACAUCCUGGGGAAGCUGUUCCCCAAGAGCAGCAGCAAGCCUGUGCAGGCUCAAGACAGAUCCUUGGAUAAGCAAGCUACAAAGACCACAACGGAUACAUUGGGUGAGGAUCAAGUAAGAAAACUCAUCCACGAUGCAAAGGAAGACAUCUUACGGGAGCUGCAGCAAAGCAAAUAUGACAAGAGUGAAGGGGAUCCUGGUGCUCCGAAUCAAAACCCAGAAUCUGUUUCUGAAAAAAUAUUUGCCUCUUUCAUGGAUCAGAUGAUGGACAAAAUGAAGCAUGAGUUCAAAGAGCAGCUCGAGAUCAAAGGGCUCGUGAACAAGAUUAAAAAGAACUUGAAUCCUCAUCCGUACCGGGCUAAGAAGUGUGAAUGCCCCCUGUUUAUCCUCAAAGUUGAUGAGCUGAUGGAUGUUUCCUCAUGUGAGGAUAUCAGAAAUGCUUUGAGCCUGUUAAACUGCAGCGCCGAUUUGAUGAUUGUCACCGGCGCAAAGGACAUCCAGCGGGCUAAAGAAUAUUGCUAUCCACCGCUGGAACCUAUAGACUAUUCUCUUGCUGGCCUCUACCAUGAUACAGUGCUCGAGCUUACUAGUCAGCAGAAGAAUGAAGACAACUAUGACCCCCAAAUUUUUCAUGAUAUCUUGUACGAGUGUGAGCCACAUGAAUUCUGCAUGAAGGUGUUCACUCAUGCUCUGCAUGCUAACCCCAAGAGGAGCGGUGAGGAGUUACACAAGCUGCACAGCACCCUGCAGGCUUUACCAACAAAAUCAUUCAACAGCAUCACUAAGGUGAUGUUCAAGUUCUCUUACAAUGACCUGCCUAAAGAAUACAAGUCCUGCUUGCUGUACCUAGCUAUCUUCUCUCCCGGACAAAAGAUCAGGCGGUCAACCUUGAUUGCACGCUGGGUUGCAGAAGGGCUGACAUCCAAGGAAGAUUGGCCCAGUUCUGUGCGUCAGGCCAACCGAUGUUUUGACACACUUGUUGGCCGGUGCCUUGUUGAUGCAGCUAAUAUUGAUGCCAUGGGAAAAGUAAAGAGCUGCGUCGUAAGUGAUUCAGUUCAUGGAUUCAUUACCACCAUUGCCAGAAAACAACACAUUGUGGAGACACGCCUGUCACAUCACUUGGCUCGCCACUUCUCCAUUUUCAAUGAUCUCCAACUCCGCAGCUCUGAUAGAAUUGGUCAAUUCUUCCAUGGGCUCUCUAAAUCAUCUCAAGUAUCCCUGCUCAAGGUGCUAGAUCUAGAAGGUUGUCGGUGCUUUCUUGAGAAGAACCAUCGGUACCUCAAGGAAAUCUGCAGCAAGAUGUUACUGCUCAAGUAUCUGAGCCUAAGGAGAACAGAUAUUACCCAGCUACCUAGUGAAAUCAACAACCUCCGUGAACUAGAGGUACUGGAUAUCCGAGAAACUAAUGUGCCUCCACAUGCAACAGCACAUAUCCUGCUAUUGAAGCUGAAGCGUCUGCUUGCUGGCCACAUUGAUCCAAGUAAUUUUGAAUCUAAUCCCCAGAUUCCUCAUAGGAUCGACAAAAUGGUAAACAUGGAGGCACUACACAAUGUCAAGGCCAAGCAGAGUCAUGAUUUAAAAGAUAUUGGAAGGCUAUGGCAGCUGAGGAAGCUAGGUGUGGUUAUCGAUGAUACUGAUAAUCACCUAAGGAAUUUGCUUAAGGCGAUCAGUGACCUACAUGAGUGUCUCUGUUCUCUGUCAAUCACUAUUCCUGUAGCCGGACCACAUGAGGCAGAGUUACCAGAAGUCAAUGUAUCUUACCUAAAAAAAUAUCCCAAGAUUCUUGAGUCUCUAAGCAUCAAGGGAACCACACAGAAGGGGCGUCUUCUUCCAUUGUUCAUAAAAGGCGAUAACAACAAACUUGCCAAGAUAACUCUAUGUCACACUCUGCUGAGCCAAGAUGAUCUGGAAGUCCUUGCCAAGCUGCCCAAGUUACGGUGUGUCAGGCUCCAACAUAUUCUAUGCAUCGAGCACAAGCUGAACUUCAAGAAAGGUGAAUUCGGAUGCCUCAAGUACCUUCUUGUUGAGGACUCAGACUUGACUAAUAUCACUUUUGAGGAUAAGGCAGCCAGUGAGCUCGAGAAGAUGGUUUUGUCUAUCACCAGCAAAUGUUCUAUUUCAGGAGUUGACUGCCUUCUUAACUUGAAAGAGCUUGAGUUGAACAGCAGCUUCUGCGGUAGUUUACUUGACGAUGCCAAACAGAUAUCCAAGCUAACUCUUCGUGGUACAUUGCUAGAGCAAGAUGCUCUUCAAACACUGGCCAAGAAACCAAAUAUACGUUCUCUGGUGCUCCUGGAUAAGUCUUUUCGUCGAAGUCAAAACAAGAUUACAUUGAAAAAAGAUGAGUUCUUGUGGCUCAACCUUCUUGUUGUUGACUGCUCGGCCAUCACAAAGAUAGUCUUCACCAGAGGAUCUGCUCCUAGGCUCAAGAAGAUUGUCUGGUCAUCUUCCACAUCUCUCUCCGGCAUCAACAAACUUCCCAGAUUGAAGGAGCUCAAGUUCAACUUCAACGGUGUCGGUGACCAAGUCCCUGUUGAGGUGAGGGAGGCCAUUAAAAACCAUAAAAACAAGCCUAGUCUUAAACUUAAUGGGCCAGAAACUCAAGACAAAGCAAAAGGAGAUGAACAAGAGGAUGACGAUGGUGCUGCAAAAUCCUCUUUCUGCUGGAAGAAACAGGUCUGACGCUGGAAGGGCCUCUCCGUUGAUCCCAUGGUGUGGUUUGCGUGUGCUAGUGUGGAUUGCACUCUGUUCUGCUUGUCUGUUGAUUUCAUUCUGCUGUGUGUUUAUGUUCUGCGUGCAUUACAACUGAAGUAUGUCCGUUUACUUGCUCUACAUGAGUGCCCUAGUGGCUUCGAUUGAGCAUAAAUGGUUGUAUCUAUGCUUGGAUUUGAAUUCGUGUGUCUUUCCUCUGUAUCGAACAACAUAUGCAUUCGUGUACGGUUUCAUGUAAUAAAGUGUGAUGUUUGUGCGCACAUUUGACUUCUUAUUAAUAUUCAGUGUGAUAUCAGUA